Molecule: messenger RNA, 2090 nt
Organism: Bombus pyrosoma
Lineage: Eukaryota; Metazoa; Arthropoda; Insecta; Hymenoptera; Apidae
Product: zinc finger and BTB domain-containing protein 24-like
Exons: 5
Coding region: 322-1350 (342 amino acids)
Biological process (GO): regulation of transcription by RNA polymerase II
Cellular component (GO): nucleus
Molecular function (GO): protein binding
Source: RefSeq, a predicted model, not a curated record
GUUACUGGUGAUUAUGGCGAAGUUUGCCAAAUGGAUGUGAAGUGUCUUAUAAAGAAUAUCAUUGGCGAUUUUAUCAAAUAAUUUUUAUCGAGCCAUACCUGAAAGUACAAUAAUAGACUUGGCUGGAACCUGCAGCCUGAUUAAAUAAAUAGUAUUGUCUGUCUCUUGAACUGCUCUACCAGCAGUAACCCAACUACCAUCCCGUCCGGCGCAAAUAGAUCAAAUCAGAUCCACAACCAAAUUUUUUUCAUCUUUUAUUAACAGUUUUGGACACAUAACCUUCUUAAGGCAGUGCAUUGUGUAUUUGAAGUACGUAAAAACAUGGAGGGCCAACAAUUUUGUUUACGAUGGCACAAUUUUCAAAAUACAUUGUUGAGUUCUCUUCCUAAACUGCUUGAUGGUGGUUAUUUAACAGAUGUCACAUUAAGUGCUGGUGGUAGACACAUACAUGCACAUAAAAUUAUCCUUUCUGCUUGUAGUUACUACUUUAAAGAAUUAUUUAAGGACUUAAGUUCUUUGCAACAUCCUGUAAUUGUAUUACCAGGAAUGGAAUAUGCAAAUUUAUGUGCACUUGUCACAUUUAUGUAUAAUGGUGAAGUAAAUAUUUAUCAAGAGCAAUUACCUGCACUUUUGGCUAUGGCAGAUACUUUACAUAUUCGUGGAUUAGCUGAUAUAGCCGGGAAAAAUUCGAGACACGAUAAUGGUUUAUACGUUCAACCUCCACCAACGCAACUGCAGGAAAAAACAUUAGACGAAACGCCGAUAAAAAAAGAAAAUAAAGACAAUGUCAUAAGCGGUGGAGAAUCUUUAGAAACGGUUUUAGAUACAGAUGUAGCUGAGAACAUGGAAGAACCCUUCAAUGAUCAAGAAAGUAUACCUUAUUGUGUGAAGACUAAGCCUUACUACUCCAUUAAUGCAAAGUUAAAUCAAAGAGAAAAAGUCAGUAUUCCUUCCAUUAAUGCUUCUACCAACAAAUAUGCUGAGAAAGCAUAUUCGGAAGCUGGAAUAGAUGAGAGCACACCUGUUUUAGAAGAUCAAAUUACUCCUGUGGAAGAUAUAAAGCCUCCCCCUGUUUGGGAUGCGAAUUUCAAGUUUUUGACAACGUCUGUGGGCAGUAGAACUUCUCAGAAUUACAAUAAAUCUAGUGUCACUUGUCUUAUUUGUGGAAAACAAUUAAGUAAUCAAUAUAAUUUGCGGGUACAUAUGGAGACACACAGUAACAGUUCGUAUAGCUGUACAGCUUGUUCACACGUAUCAAGAUCACGAGAUGCGCUUAGAAAACAUGUUUCUUAUAGACAUCCAGUUGCGUCGUCACAAAAACGUUCACGAUAUAGUACACCGAAAUCAUAGAAACUAGAUACCUUGGUUUAUAUUAUACCCUUUGUUUUAGACACGUCUUAUUUAAAACAUAAAUUUUGUGCUAUUUAAUUUGACUUAAAUACUUUAUUAACUAAAAAAUUAAAAAAAAAAAGGGGGAGAAGAAAAUGGUUAUAAAUCAAAAGUUGAAGAUUUAGUUACACAUUUCUUGAUUUUUUUUUUGUUAUUUAUUGUUAGAUAUGUUUAUAUCUUUUAAGUAAUAGAUUUAUAAUUUGAAAGAAGGUUGAAUCAAUAUGAAAGUAUUGAUCUUUUAUUGUAAAAUUAUUAAAAUGCUUCCUUGUCUAAGUGGUACAUACUCUGUACAAUUAUUUAUUUAGUUGAAAGGAGUCCAUUAUAGCGUGUAAUGGAUUAAAACGAAGAUACAUAAAGACUACUUCCCAACUUAUAUGAUUCCUUUUAACUAUUUCUUUCUUUUUUUUGGAUUUAAUACUUAAACGUUGCAAUUGAAUAUAAGAAUUGAAUAUUUUAUUAUAUGAAAAUACAUUAGGAAAGGAUUUAAUAUGAAAAACUUACGUACCUCAUCUUUUUAAGAAAUAUUCAGUACUAGACUGAUUAAGAAUAAGGCAAGUAAGAUCUUGAUUAUGUUGUUUUUAAAUGUACAAAUAACUUAUAGCGUGAUGACGUUCCUCGAAACCCUUAGUGUUCGAAUUGUUACUGUUUUCUUGUUAUCGUUACACUGUUUUAAUAAAGACAAAGUAGACAUUAGACAGACA